AUUGACUCCGCGGAGCGUCAACUGACCGACUCGUAUCAGUACCUUGUGGAGGAUGCACGAAAAUUGCGCGACUUCUACACCAAAGGAGAUGUGAAAGACGAGCUCUACCGCCGAUUUCUUGGACAGGCUUUUGUAGUUGCCACUGAUGCAAGGGUCCUCUUUCAAUCCUUCCAACAAUGUCGUCAGGCGCAUUUUCUUCUCACUGCACAUCAUUGA
Messenger RNA from Hydatigera taeniaeformis, 216 nucleotides. The record is from the annotation of a GenBank genome assembly. Lineage: Eukaryota; Metazoa; Platyhelminthes; Cestoda; Cyclophyllidea; Taeniidae.